Indicator indicator is the source of this 2250-nucleotide messenger RNA. RefSeq names its product regulatory factor X3 (gene RFX3). Lineage: Eukaryota; Metazoa; Chordata; Aves; Piciformes; Indicatoridae. Gene Ontology annotation, biological process: regulation of transcription by RNA polymerase II. The record is from RefSeq and is a predicted model, not a curated record. The transcript has 16 exons. Gene Ontology annotation, cellular component: nucleus. Bases 1 to 2250 code for a protein of 749 amino acids. Gene Ontology annotation, molecular function: RNA polymerase II cis-regulatory region sequence-specific DNA binding; DNA-binding transcription factor activity, RNA polymerase II-specific.
AUGCAGACUUCAGAGACUGGGUCAGAUACGGGUUCGACGGUGACUUUACAGACAUCUGUGGCUGGCCAGGCAGCUGUGCCCACACAAGUAGUACAGCAAGUACCGGUGCAGCAGCAGGUCCAGCAAGUGCAGACUGUGCAACAGGUACAGCAUGUCUACCCAACCCAGGUUCAAUAUGUGGAAGGAAGUGACACUGUCUACACUAAUGGAGCUAUCCGAUCAACAACUUAUCCUUACACAGAAACUCAGAUGUACAGCCAAAACACUGGGGGAAAUUAUUUUGAUACUCAAGGAAGUUCUGCACAGGUGACAACAGUGGUCUCGUCUCAUAGCAUGGUCGGCACUGGAGGGAUUCAGAUGGGUGUCACAGGAGGACAACUCAUUAGCAGCUCAGGAGGGACCUAUCUGAUUGGCAAUUCAAUGGAAAAUUCUGGUCAUUCAGUGACUCACACAACACGGGCCUCGCCAGCAACAAUUGAAAUGGCGAUUGAGACACUGCAAAAGUCUGAUGGUCUGUCCACUCACAGAAGCUCUCUUCUCAACAGCCAUCUUCAAUGGCUUUUAGACAACUAUGAAACUGCAGAAGGAGUGAGCCUUCCAAGAAGUACCCUUUACAACCAUUACUUACGACAUUGUCAGGAACACAAGUUGGAUCCAGUCAAUGCUGCCUCCUUUGGAAAACUUAUACGGUCAAUCUUCAUGGGAUUACGGACCAGAAGACUUGGAACUAGGGGGAACUCCAAAUAUCAUUAUUAUGGGAUCCGUGUCAAGCCAGACUCUCCUCUUAAUCGAUUGCAAGAGGACAUGCAAUAUAUGGCUAUGAGACAACAGCCCAUGCAGCAGAAGCAGAGGUAUAAGCCCAUGCAGAAAGUGGAUGGAGUUGCAGAUGGCUUCACAGGAAGUGGUCAACAGACAGGCACAUCUGUUGAACAAACUGUAAUUGCCCAAAGUCAACAUCAUCAACAGUUUUUAGAUGCAUCUCGAGUACUUCCAGAGUUUGGAGAAGUUGAAAUAUCUUCUCUGCCAGAUGGUACUACCUUUGAGGACAUCAAAUCACUUCAGAGUCUUUAUCGAGAGCACUGUGAGGCAAUACUGGAUGUGGUUGUGAAUCUUCAGUUCAGCCUGAUAGAAAAGUUGUGGCAAACUUUCUGGCGCUAUUCUCCCUCUGCUCCACCUGAUGGCACUACUAUUACCGAACCAAGCAAUCUGAGUGAAAUAGAAAGCCGACUUCCAAAAGCAAAGCUGAUUACUCUGUGCAAGAAUGAGUCUAUUCUGAAAUGGAUGUGUAACUGUGACCAUGUGAUGUACCAGGCUUUGGUGGAGAUUCUCAUUCCUGACGUCCUUAGACCUAUUCCUAGUGCCUUGACCCAAGCCAUUCGCAAUUUUGCAAAAAGCCUUGAAGGUUGGCUUUCAAAUGCCAUGAACAAUAUUCCACAGAGGAUGAUACAAACCAAGGUUGCCGCUGUAAGUGCCUUUGCCCAGACUCUGCGAAGAUACACAUCUCUUAAUCACCUGGCUCAAGCAGCUCGAGCUGUCCUUCAAAAUACUUCUCAAAUCAACCAGAUGCUCAAUGAUCUUAACCGUGUAGAUUUUGCCAAUGUUCAGGAGCAGGCUUCCUGGGUGUGCCAGUGUGAUGACAACAUGGUUCAGAGACUGGAAACAGAUUUCAAGAUGACUCUUCAACAGCAGAGCACUCUGGAGCAGUGGGCUGCCUGGCUUGAUAAUGUAAUGAUGCAAGCACUGAAACCAUAUGAAGGAAGACCCAGCUUUCCUAAAGCAGCACGGCAAUUCCUGUUAAAAUGGUCUUUCUACAGCUCAAUGGUGAUUCGAGAUUUGACCUUGCGCAGUGCUGCUAGCUUUGGCUCUUUUCACCUGAUCCGCUUGCUUUACGAUGAAUACAUGUUUUACUUAGUAGAACAUCGUGUUGCUCAGGCAACAGGAGAGACACCUAUUGCAGUUAUGGGAGAGUUUGGUGACUUAAAUGCUGUGUCACCUGGAAAUAUGGAUAAAGAUGAGGGCAGUGAAGUUGAAAGUGAAAUAGAUGAAGAGCUGGAUGAAAAUGGAGAGCCACCAGCCAAAAGAGAGAAAACGGAGAUAAACCAGGCAUUCCAGGUGGGCUGCAUGCAGCCAGUGCUUGAGAGUGGAGUACAGCAGAACCUCCUGAACCCAAUUCACAAUGAGCAUAUUGUUGCAACUACUCAGACUAUAAGACAAUGCAGCGCUACUGGAAAUACAUAUACUGCAGUCUAA